AUGACAGAUUCAAACUUUACUGAAGCUUUGUACAACGAGAUUGCCGAGUCGUACGAGGAAGCAUACACCGACGAUCCUGGAAUUACUCAGGCAUUCGAACGAUUGAAAGAAUCACAUGCUCCUGGCUCCUCAAUUUUAGAUGUUGGUUGCGGCCCUGGAGGCCCGGCAUCGCGCCUCAUCGCGGCCGGGUAUAACGUCACGGGCAUUGAUGUGGCCCAGGGAAUGAUUGACAUUUGCCAGAAGUUGCCAUCCGGCACUUUCUUGAAGGUGGAUAUGAUGAAAUAUGAGACAGAGGCUCAUUUUGACGGGAUUUUAUCCCUUUUUAGCCUUUUUCAGGUCUCCUACGCGGCCACCUACUCGAUGAUCUUCAAAAUGGCGUCUUGGCUGCGGCCUGGCGGCACGCUUGUUCUCGCCGUUAUUGCAGGGGAAGAUUACAUUCAGGAUGUGUCUCAGCUCUCUAAGCUACGACAAAACCAACACGUUGAAAACGCUGACACCAGCUUUAUGGGCCGCCUUGUGCCUUCUACAUUGCUCACCGCCAAAGAAUGGUUGCGAAUCGUGCAAGAAGCUGGCUUCGUGGUGCAGUCUGUCGACCGUCACGAUUUUGAAGUAGCUGGUUUCGACUCCACUGAGAAGCACUUAUUCAUUACAGCAAAGAGAACUCAUUUGGAACCUCUUUUUGGACCGUUCCCUCUACCCGCGGUCAAAAGAGGCCCAUGUGUGCUGAGCGAGAGCGCGUGGAGAGCCUUUGCCGAGCGUCUGACACGCCACGACCUAGACUAUGUCCUAGAGGCUGUCAAAGGCAACAAAGAAGUGCUCGAUGUCGGAAGUGGUCAUGGAGAACUUCCGCUUUCCAUUGCUAAGAAGGUUGGUAAAGCCUACGCUGUUGAACCUAACAGCGAUCGCAACGGUCUACUGGUAAAGAAUUGCUCCGAAGCUCCAGUUCAGGUAUACAAAGGAACAGCAGAGAAUCUCCCGUUUGAAGACAACAAGUUUGAUGCCGCCGUGGCUGUCUUCAUCCUGGACUACGUGGACGAUCUUGAGCGAUCUCUCCGAGAGAUGGCUCGAGUGGUUGAUCCUGCUGCCCCAAACGCACGCAUCGUCAUUGUCCAAGGCACACCUGAUAAUGAGGCAAUCAAUUUCAUCAAUAGAGCAUGUGCGCAUAUUGCCGAAGAGAGCAUGGCCCAGGGAGAAUCGGCAGUUAGCCACCAGGGCCUGCUUCUCGCGACCGCCGCACGCGUGUUUACCCAGCAUGGCUUUGGUGACAUCCAAGUCCGCCGCGUGCCUACGGAUUGCGUCUGCAGCUUCCCUGAGGCGGACCUCAGUACUCGCUGCAAGGUUGCGGCAAAUAUACUGACAGAUAUCUGGUACAAGGAUCACCAGAGGGUCGAGGACAUGAGGGCAGCCUUUGAGCCAAUACUGGAGGAGCAUUUCUCUAGCUGCCCAUGGAAAGUGGGCGAUCAAGCCGUGCUACUGAUGGCGAAGCCCACAGUCGAGCCCUCGGCAGUUCGCAUGAAAGUUUGA
Molecule: messenger RNA, 1524 nt
Organism: Beauveria bassiana ARSEF 2860
Lineage: Eukaryota; Fungi; Ascomycota; Sordariomycetes; Hypocreales; Cordycipitaceae
Product: methyltransferase-like protein
Exons: 2
Coding region: 1-1524 (507 amino acids)
Molecular function (GO): S-adenosylmethionine-dependent methyltransferase activity
Source: RefSeq, a predicted model, not a curated record